Messenger RNA from Vollenhovia emeryi, 3973 nucleotides. RefSeq names its product homeotic protein ultrabithorax-like (gene Ubx). The record is from RefSeq and is a predicted model, not a curated record. The transcript is spliced from 3 exons. Gene Ontology annotation, molecular function: RNA polymerase II cis-regulatory region sequence-specific DNA binding; DNA-binding transcription factor activity, RNA polymerase II-specific. Gene Ontology annotation, biological process: negative regulation of transcription by RNA polymerase II; anterior/posterior pattern specification. The coding region runs from base 1292 to 2287 and encodes 331 amino acids. Gene Ontology annotation, cellular component: nucleus. Lineage: Eukaryota; Metazoa; Arthropoda; Insecta; Hymenoptera; Formicidae.
GAGGGGGACAACAACGACGGUAGUCAGAGCGAGAGAGGUCGGUUAUCGCGCCAGGAGGGGGAUGGUAUACGAGGGACAAGGAGGGAUAUGGGCACUGUGCGAUCUCUCCGUUAGGACGUAGUACUCCGGAGGAAGAGUACGCGCGAGUGAGAAGCGACAGUGCCUGCGCGCAUGGGAAUGGGAAGGAGUGACCGUGACGGAGAGAGAGGGCGAGAGAGAGAGGGAGCGCGCACGGUGAAACGGUGGUUGGUGAAACGGGGAAGGAAACUCCGGAGAGAGAGAGAGAAAGAGAGAGAGAGAGUGCGAGAGAGGCCGGUCGUGUGGAACGGAGACAGGACGAGGUGAACGAGCGAGCGAGAGACGGACGACGGUACAGAGUGGCGGUACACGGGGCGCGAGAAAAGCGGUAGUGUGCCGUGGACCACCGCACUGGCAUACCGUGAUUCGUUACGAUCUCCAUCGUCCGACUCGUACCGGACUCACCCGCAGUCGUCGGCCGAGCCACGAUACGGCGAGUGCUAAGUGCAGUGCGGACUGAGCGGGGUCGCCUUUGAUUCCGCGGCUCAUACACACAGAUCGCGAGAGCCGGCUCCUCAAGAGGCCUUGACCCGGUCUAGCGCGCGAAUUUCGGUUGAUUUGGAAAAAGAGGAGGAAGAGGGAGAGGACCGCCCGCGAGGGUGGUUGUGUCGCGUGCCGGCUGACCGAGUCGCCGUCGUCGUCGUCGGGCACGAGCACACGCGGUAGAAGGAACCCGCGGGCAAUUUUAUAGCCCGUCUUAUUACCUAAGUUUAUUGCAUCGUAACGGUUUAACGAUCAUCGCGCCUGUUUCCGUAGUCGGGACCGGCGCGCGGUUUAUGCCUCGCCCGUAGCGGUAACCAUAACAGGGCCAUAAAAGUCCCCGCCGCUGACAUGAUACCCAUUCUGAAUUACGCUCUUACGGCCUACUGACAUUGACACUCCGGGUGUAACCAGCCGUACCUGCCGACUGACUUUUAUGACCUCUUAAAGUCGUUUAACGCACGUUUUAUUUGCCACCACCCGUGUCAAGCGCGUCGUCGCCCCGCCGAGCGCGCGCGCGCGCCUCUUCACCCGCGGAACGGUCAACAAUCUCGCCUAAUUCCGGAGCAGUUAAAUCGCGCGCGAGCGUCGCGGAGUCGCGAGUACGGACUAGCGUGUUAUCCGACUAGCCGCGCGCGCUCCGUGUGCAAUCGAACUUGUCUCCCCCCCGCUCUCUAUUUCUUGUUUCGAGUGUGCCGGUGUUCAGUGCAAGUGAUCCAAGAUACCCGGGAUAAUGAACUCGUACUUUGAGCAGACCGCGGGUGGCUUCUACGGGAGCCACCACCACCAGACGGGAGCGGCGAGUCAGCAUCACGACCCGGCGACCGCAGCGGCGUAUCGAAGCUUUCCACUCGGAUUAGGCAUGUCGCCCUACGCCUCGGCGCAGCACCAUCAUCACACGUCGUCCUCGUUAGGGAUACACCCGGGCGGCGGUAGCAACACGCGGCCGCCCCAGGACUCGCCGUACGACGCGAGCGUUGCGACGGCCUGCAAGCUCUACUCGACGACACCCGAGGCGACCGGGCACACCACCUCCUCGUACUCGACCACCGCGACGAAAGACUGCAAGCAACAGGAUCAAACGUCGACCCAUCAAAACGGCUACGCCGCGGUGAUGGCUGCGGCGGCGGUCAAGGACGUCUGGCAGUCAGCGACCUCCGGAGCGAACAGCCAGAGUAACUCGGUCGUGCGUCCUUCCGCGUGUACCCCGGAGAGCUCGAGGGUCAGCAGCUACGGCGGCCUCGUAGGCGGCGACCCGGCCUCCAGUCCCGGUAACAACAGUUCCUCGAGAUCCCUCACGUCGUCCUGGAACACCUGCAGUUUAAACUCGUCCGCGAGUCAACCGGUCGCCACGCAACUGCAUCAGCAACCUACCACCAAUCAUACCUUCUACCCCUGGAUGGCUAUAGCAGGGGCGAACGGAAUGCGCAGACGCGGGCGACAGACCUACACGCGCUACCAGACUCUGGAGCUCGAAAAGGAAUUCCACACGAACCACUAUCUCACCAGGCGGAGGCGGAUCGAGAUGGCACACGCGCUCUGCCUGACGGAAAGGCAAAUCAAGAUCUGGUUCCAGAAUCGGCGAAUGAAGUUGAAGAAGGAGAUUCAGGCGAUCAAGGAGCUAAACGAGCAGGAAAAGCAGGCGCAGGCGCAAAAGGCGGCAGCGGCAGCGGCGGCGGUUGCGCAUCAACAGCAAGGGGGCGGUGGGGGACCUGAGGGGGGCAACUAGGGGUACGCCCUGCAUCGGAGCCCCCCCGACCAUCCUACCGCCAAUCCACACCACCCUCUACUAGCACCGCAAUGUACACAACUGUAUUAAAGGUGAGUGGCAGGCUGCACCCGCUGUCUCUGCAAUGCCAAAUAGAUGGUCGAUGUGCGUAUCUGUCGAUCGUCAAUUUAUCGGUUGCGGCGAAUCGGAUGCUGCACCCGGUGAGUGACGAACCUUCCCCCACCAUGGCUACCUCCCGUAGCUCACUUUGACCGAUAUGCUCCCAGACCAAUCAGUAUCCAAGUACACACAGUAUCAUCCAUAUAAGCCUAGCUCUGUUGUAGUCGUUCCCCUUUCUGGUCUCUCUACCUGUAGUUUCUGCUUUGGUGCAGUAGCAUGUAGAUAGGAGGUUGAAUUAUCGAGGGUGGCCGAUCAGCCAACGUCCGCGGAUCCGGGGUGUCGUUUGCGAAAAAUCGACCGAAAACAGAGUCGCAUUCUCGCGAUGUGCAUUGCGAUAAGUUGCACGCAACUUGGAAACUGAUAUACGUAACGAAAGGGCUACAACUAUUUAUAGGGUUAAAAUGUAGGACGUAAAAAGCAUCUAACUCACUCAAUAGGCGAGAUCGAGUCGGUGCUGACGAUUAGUUCGGGACGAGCUUAGCAGAGGCACGACUCUUUUUCAUAACUCAUAAUGUACAAAACUACUAUUAGCGCGAUUCUCCUCAUUGUCCGUCGUUUAAUAUAUUUUCUCUCGAAAAUGCGCACUCGAUACAGCCUCGCAAGAAAAAGAAAGAGAGAGAGAGAGAGAGAGAGAGAGAGAGAGAGAGAGAAAGAGUGAGAGAGAAAAAGUAGAACAAGUAAUUUUGUCUGUUGAUGUUAUGUUUUUGUUAUUUUUUAUUAUCUACGAAGCAAUGAGAAAGUGCGUUUAUAUUGUUACCACUUUCGCUUUGCUAUAAUGAUAUAAUUUCGCUCAUCUGUUAUAAAAAGACUGUUUUAUUUCAUUUCGUUAUUAAUUAGAAUUAUUAUUUGAAAACGUGUACCGGCAAAGUGAGACUAAUGAUGGAAACGUACUUUUUUCGAUUGGUACAAAAUAUAUAGUAUAUAUAUAUAUAUAUAUAUCGAUAUUCGAUAAUUUUGUUAAUAUUGUAUAGAAACGUUUAUAAUGUGCGUCUGCUUAAGUACCUGCUAAAGCGGUCGAGUGUGCGCGGUCUCGAGAUGGAUAUCUCCUUUGAAAUAAAUUUGGCGAGGACUUUGUGCCGAAGGGGAGAGAAGGAUAGAACGUUUCUUUAUUUCAAUCAACAUCGGUCUGACAGAAGCAAGACGAAAAAGAUAGAUUACAGAUGCGAAUAUUGUAAUGUAUGUAUCUAGUACCUAGACGCCCGCUCUCUAAUAAAGAGAUCUGUGGCGCUAUCCUAUACGGUAACUCUAUUCUAGUUAAUGAAUGUAUACGAAUAGCCGCUAAGAGGAUGCGAGAGUAAUACGUAAACGCAGUAUUUCUAAGAGGUAUGUAAUGUUAAUAGUUAUUUAUUUUGUGGAUCUCUCGGAACAGAUAUUUCAUUGCUCUGCUGUGCUAUACGUUUUUAAUUAUUAGGUACAUAGUCCUGUUAGGGGUAGGCGUUACCUAUGCGUAGUGGUAGUUAUUUGUGUAAAUGUUCCGCGUGGCAAAUUCAUCCCUUUUUUUUGUAAUAUAUUAGGAUACUAACUGUC